AUGAAUAAAAAAAAGAUUUUACUUGGUAUUGUUCAUAUGAUGAUUGUAGGAUUAAGUAAAUUAACAGAUGAUGAAAUGGAUAAAAUUCAUUAAUUUGAUGGUGUUCCAGGAAUGAUAAUAGCUAUUUUGAGAAUAGGAAUGUUUUUAUACUUUUUAUUCGGUUUAUAUUAGACACAUUAAAAUGCAAGGGAAAAAGUAAAAUCUUUUAUAUAUAAAUUCGGAAUUUUCGGUUCUUUAUUUUUUUUAUCUUUCCCUAUUAUACUCUUAAUUAGUAUGUUUAUAGCUCCAUAUAACUAACAUAGAUUUAUUACUAUAAGCACGUUAUUAAGUUAAUCUCUUGCAAUUGUUUUUAUGAGUAAAAUCUUCACUUGUAAAUAAGGAGAAUAUUAUAAUGCAUCUUUGUAAUCAUAAACAAUUUUACCUGAUUAUAAAAAUGAAUGA
Messenger RNA from Ichthyophthirius multifiliis, 441 nucleotides. RefSeq lists its product as hypothetical. Lineage: Eukaryota; Ciliophora; Oligohymenophorea; Hymenostomatida. The record is from RefSeq and is a predicted model, not a curated record. The transcript has a single exon. Gene Ontology annotation, biological process: response to pheromone; G protein-coupled receptor signaling pathway.